This is a messenger RNA of Vanessa atalanta (red admiral), 1428 nucleotides long. RefSeq names its product histone-lysine N-methyltransferase SETMAR-like. Gene Ontology annotation, molecular function: protein binding; zinc ion binding; histone H3K9 methyltransferase activity. The coding region runs from base 164 to 1000 and encodes 278 amino acids. The record is from RefSeq and is a predicted model, not a curated record. The transcript has a single exon. Lineage: Eukaryota; Metazoa; Arthropoda; Insecta; Lepidoptera; Nymphalidae. Gene Ontology annotation, cellular component: nucleus.
CGUUUCAUGUGUCAAGUUUAUUUAAAAUGUGUCAUAAAUGAUAAAUUGCUAUUUGUCAAUUUUUGUUAUGACAGUUAUAAGCAGGUUCUAUUCUAGUUGUAAUUAUGUCUUUUUAAAAAAUAAAUGUUGUAAUAACUAAGACCGAUACAGUAUUUUGUAUAUUAUGCAUGAUAACAAUUCACACGAGCAAGAUGGCAUUGUUUACGUUGAUGAAAACAUACCUGGCCCUGAGGAUCAAACUAAUGAGUAUAUUAGUUUAAUAGAAAAAUUUAAUUCUCAACUUACACAUAACUGUGAUUGUAAUGUAAAAUGUAAAGAAGAUUGUUGUAAUUGUCUUCAAAUUUCUGGUGGUGCAAAUUAUACUUCACAUAUCGAAUCACAAUAUCUAGAGACAUUUAAAAUAAAGGAAGCGACAGGUUUGCAUUGUUACCCAAUAAUUGAAUGCAGUCAGCAUUGCAAAUGUUCAGAAAAGUGUGGAAAUAGGGUUGUUCAGAAAGGACCAAUAGAUACACUGUUUGUGAAAACUUGUGACAAUAUUUUGAAAGGUUUAGGGUUAUUUACAAGGGAAUUUAUUCGUAAAGGAACAUUUGUAUGUGAAUAUGCUGGAGAAGUCAUAACAAAAUCAGAGGCUUUACGUCGCCAAACAUAUAAUCAAACACAUAGUAAAAUGAAUUAUAUUUUUUGUUUAAAUGAACAUGUUAAUGGAAACAUUAUCCAGACAUUUGUAGAUCCCAGCUUGUUCGGCAAUAUUGGAAGGUAUAUAAAUCAUAGUUGUGAAUCUAAUUGUGUUAUAAUACCGGUUAGAGUUGAUUCUCCCAUACCUAAACUAGCCCUUUUUAGCUGUGUAGAUAUAUGUGCUAAUGGUGAAAUUACAUUUGAUUAUGGUUCGAGUUAUCUAACUAGUUCUACUGAAUCAAUUUCCAAAAAUUUGAAUGAAAGAAAGAUAUGCUUAUGUAGAAGUCCAAAAUGUAGGGGAUUUAUGCCAUAUGAUAUUUACUAGGAUUAUAUUUUUUUAAAACAUUUUUAAAUUCUAGAUAAUCCAGUGUUUGAUACCAAUGAUGAGUUGUCUAUGUUACUGUAGUACAUCAGAAAAUGGCCCAUAUUGGCUAUUUAUUUAAUAGUAAAUUUGUUAUAUAGUUACUUAGAUUCUUUAUUGAGCAAGUUCAAUUUCAUAAGGCAAUUUCAACCUGUGCAUCUAGUUGACAGGUAGACUAAUAUUAGCGCAACCCGACAUGGGUUGAACUAAUUUUAUACUGCACUGAUAUAUUCUAAGAAAUUUCCCUGCUUAUUAGAAAUGAUUGUUUGAUAAAAAAAAUACAAAUAUAAAAUUUUGUUAAGCAUUGGUAACCCAUGCCUAUAAAAGAAAGAUUUAUAUGUGAUAAGUGAUCUCCUGACAUCUGCCUUUCACACUAUGUUUAUCUUUUUUGU